Messenger RNA from Neocloeon triangulifer, 924 nucleotides. Its product is annotated as apolipoprotein D-like. Lineage: Eukaryota; Metazoa; Arthropoda; Insecta; Ephemeroptera; Baetidae. The transcript is spliced from 5 exons. The record is from RefSeq and is a predicted model, not a curated record. Gene Ontology annotation, molecular function: pigment binding. Bases 162 to 761 code for a protein of 199 amino acids.
UCACGAGAAUUCAAUCAGGGGCAGGAAGAUGAUUCACUGCCACCAGCAUAGUUGACGCACUCGAAGCACUCGAGGAAGGCUCCAGUAAAGGGGAGAACCGCAGCUGAACGACGCGUUUCCGUGACCAAAUCUACGAAAAUUCAAAAGCAGCUUGACAAAGUAUGACGUCCUACUUGUUGCUCGUCCUGCUGGCCGUCUGUUCGGUCUCCGUCCAGGCGCAGCGACCAGCUUUCGGACGGUGCCCUUCCAUGAAUAAUCUGGCAUCACUCGAUCUUCACAAGCUCAAAGGUCACUGGUACGAAGUGGAACGCAGCUUCUACGUCUUCGAGCUGCACCGCAAGUGCAUUGCCAUCGACUUCCAACCUCAAGGGAACAGUAUUAAACUCUCAACGUCCUUUUUGAACCGAAUCACAAACAACAAGGGUGCAGAUGUUGCCAUUGCCACUCCUUACGGAAAGAACUCCGCAAAACUGAGACUCAUAGUGGACGGCUCAAUUUCCCGGCAGACUCCGGACGCAGUCAAGAGGGCCCUCCCAGGGUCUGGCGACUACUAUGUCUUGGACACCGACUAUGACAACUAUGCUGUCAUUUAUAGCUGCUCUAAUAUGGCUGGACUCUUACAUGCUGAUCUGAUUUGGGUGCUCUCAAGGCAGCGUGACCUUCCUCCGAAUGUGAGGGUUGACAUCUAUGAUGCUCUCAUCAAAAAGGGACUCAACAGCGACGUUCUCACCCUCACCCAACAGAAAGGAUGCACCAAUUGAACAAAAAUCUCGCAGCAUUUAUUAUAAGUGGCAUUUCAUCGAUCUGAUUUUGUGUGCUCAUUAUAAUUAUACCAUUUCUAUGUACUCGGUAAUAAUUACCAAUGUAAGCUAUAUUUUGUAUAAAUUGGAAUAGAACUAACCAAAUUUGUCAUGACAUCAAAAA